AUGCACUUCCAGCGGCAGAAGCUGAUGGCCGUGACCGAAUACCUGGCCCCUCGGCCGGCUAUCCCGCCGCGCUGCGUGGUCCCCAGGAGGGAAAAGGCUGAGGAGGACAAUGGCUACGCCCGGCUGUUGCGGCGGCAGGUGGAGGAGGUGUUCCGGAACAAUCGGAUGAUUGCUGUCUGUCAGUACAACUCCAUGCCCGGUGAGGAUGUGGUGCUGAUGAGGCACUACCUUCGAAAGCACAACAUUGAGGUCAAGUUCGUCCUGAACGAGAUUGUCAGACCCGUGCUGUCGCAGUCCAAGUACAAGAAUCUCCUCCCUCUCUUUGUUGCACGCAAUAUCCUGCUGGUGAGCCCAGAAACGAAGGUGAAGGAGAUGCUGCGGGUGCUGAAGGGAGUUCCGCAGGUCAACCUCCUGGGCGCCUGCAUCGACAACGCCAUCCUGAGCAGGCAGGGAGUGGAGAACUUUGCCAAGCUGCCCUCGCUGGAGGCCACCCAGGGGCAGACGGUGGGUGCCCUGGCCCUCCUGCCCUCCCAGACGUCCUCCCUGCUCCAGCGCGGCUCCGCACACCUCACGGCUCUCCUGGAUCAGCACAUCCGCCAGCUGCAGGGCUCGGAGAGCUGGGAGGUGGUGGAGGAGCCGCGUGCGCGGGGCAGCCCAGGCCAGGAGCCACAGCGGCACGAGGGGUACCUGCUCAAGAAGAGGAAAUGGCCCCUGAAGGGCUGGCACAAGAGGUACUUUGUGCUGGAAAACGGCAUCCUGAAAUACGCCACCACGCGCCAGGACGUCCUCAAGGGUAAACUGCACGGAGCCAUCGACAUCCGUCAGUCCGUCAUGUCCAUCAACAAGAAGGCACAGCGG
Molecule: messenger RNA, 858 nt
Organism: Charadrius vociferus (killdeer)
Lineage: Eukaryota; Metazoa; Chordata; Aves; Charadriiformes; Charadriidae
Gene: MRPL10
Product: mitochondrial ribosomal protein L10
Exons: 7
Biological process (GO): translation
Cellular component (GO): mitochondrial large ribosomal subunit
Molecular function (GO): structural constituent of ribosome
Source: RefSeq, a predicted model, not a curated record